This is a messenger RNA of Saccostrea cuccullata (small rock oyster), 1128 nucleotides long. Its product is annotated as thyrotropin-releasing hormone receptor-like. The coding region runs from base 1 to 1128 and encodes 375 amino acids. The transcript has a single exon. The record is from RefSeq and is a predicted model, not a curated record. Gene Ontology annotation, biological process: G protein-coupled receptor signaling pathway. Gene Ontology annotation, cellular component: plasma membrane. Gene Ontology annotation, molecular function: G protein-coupled receptor activity. NCBI's taxonomy places the organism in Eukaryota, Metazoa, Mollusca, Bivalvia, Ostreida, Ostreidae.
AUGGACAGAAACGGCACGUACAACAUUUCUGGUUUUAAUGCAUCUGAUGAAUCAGGCACUCAUUCAAGCGACGUCAACCGCGUCCUUGAAGUCCUCCAUUAUACAAAUUUCAUUUUCCUUCCCACCUUUCUUGUCCUUGGCCUUGUAGGCAACUGCUUGUCCAUCAUCAUAAUGAUAAGACCAAAAUUUAAAAACAUCACAUCAAGCAUGAUUCUUAUGGCACUCUCAGUUUCCGACUCCGUCCUCCUUCUGACACAACCGUUCAACAAAAGAUUUAUCAUUCAACUUAUUGGUACUGAUCUUCGGGCACUCUCAGAUAUAGGAUGCAAAAUAUUCUUUGUAAUAUUCAAAACCUCAAAGAUGACGUCUUCUUGGCUAGUGGUCGCAAUGUGUGUGGAGCGAUUCAUAGCUGUCUGGUUUCCUUUAAAAGCCAAGUUUAUCUGCACGAAAAACGUAGUUCGUGUUGGAAUCAUCAGCAUUUAUGUUUUCAUAGGUACUUACACAUCGAUAUGGAGCUACGCAUCAAAGAUUAAAGACGGGAUAUGCCAUCCAGAUGUUUACAAUGCAAGUAAUCCAGAGGAAGUGGAACAGUUCGGUCGAUUUCUACUUGGAGGAGUCAAUUUGUACUCUUUCAUCCCUAUCAUCAUUCUUUGUAUACUCACACCGAUGAUAAUAAUCAAACUCUCACAGUUAACACGGAAAAGACGCCGCCUAACCGGAAAACAUAAGAUGGUAGACCAAAAGCAACAAGCUGAGUCUAAUAGGACAACCAUGAUGUUGUUGGGAGUUAUGAUUGCCUACAUCGUACUCAUUGCCCCCGUCGGAUCCCUCCAUCUGAGCGCAUUUAUUCUGCGUAAGAAUGCUUUUGGAGUUCAAAACAGUGGGUUUCAGAUUUACACCGAAGUCACACAGAUAACCGAACAAAUCAAUUACGCCAUCAAUUUCUUCUUGUACGUUGUCACUUCAAGAAAUUUUCAACAUGAGCUGAAGAGCAUUUGCCGUUGUAACCUGGGCUUCAAGGGAUCCCUCACAGCGAGCAUAAGGAGACAGUUCACUUCUACAAAAACUACCAAAGAGAGCUCGAGCGAUGUACCUUUUGAUGAAAAAAAUGAAACGAACAAAAUUUAA